CGCCAUUAUGUCUGAUAGAGCGAAGGGCAGAUAACGGUGAUUGGUCUCUCCGGGCAACCGACUCGGCGCGCCGUAGUUCUAAUUGGCCGGUUCUUUCACAGAACGCUCUUCCUCUGAUAUGAUAGGCUGAGCAGCAGGCGGGGUGGGAGUGGGCUGUGCUAUAUGGGAUACGCUUUGCUAUAGGCUUCUCAAAACUGCGCCCCUCCUGCCUUCUGUUUGGCUAGGUCCUCCGGGAGCCACGCCCCAUAUUCUAUUACCAGGUCCCGCCGUCUGCCCCACGGAAGCCUUUUGCCCCUUCCCUCUUUUGGCGGCCAACGCUCUUUCCUGGUCCCCUCGUGCUUUCCCCUUUAUAACGGUCAACGACAGAGGGCCCGGACGCACGCUGAUUGACGUGUGCGUAGGCCAAUGAGAAGCAGCUUCGGCAGAUUUAAUUUGUAGGAACCUCCCUAAUCCUCCCGCCCUCCGAAAUCUGCGUGAGGAAACAGCCAGGAAACAUUUACUACGCAACAGGGCCCUGGAAUGUCAGGCAUGAGAGAAGAAAGCCAAGUAGGGUAGGAGCCAGGUACAGGAGUAGGUGUCAACAGGUUCAGGCAUCCUGUGCCAUGGUUCCACAGUCACAACCUUCAUUCCCCAGUCAUUUUGAAGCAAACAUGAUGACACCCAUGGUGGAUCUCUGUAAUUCAACCAAGGGAGAAUCCUUUCAGCAAGCAGAAGACUCUGCCAGUUCAGUGGAGUCCCCUCGGCCCCGCAGUGUCUCUGUUGUUUCUACCACUUCCCAAUUAAGCAGCCGCAACCCAAAGGAUGUCCUACGCCAUCGCAUAUUCCACUUAUCUGAGAUGCUGCGGGUGGAGAAAGCCAAUCGGGAUGACAAUACCUCAUGCUAUGUGGAGCUGGUGGGCAAGGCAGACAGAGAGAAAGCACCUUCCAUCCGGCAGGCCUUUGAACGUAUCAACCAGCGCUCCUCAGCCAAUAUUGCCCAACUAGAACAGCGUCUGCAGGAUUCCUGGGCUCAGCUGAAGAAGUUGGAACAGAGGAUUUUUACAAGCCAGGACAGCAGCAGCAGUGCUACUCCUACCCAGCAGCAGCUCACCACUCCCAGGAACAGCAUGUCUCACCAGCCAUCCUUCAGCAUACCCAGAAGCCGCACUUCAGAAACUUGCACUGUUGAGGAACUCCUUCCUUCCAUCUCGGAGAGCAAAGAAAACAGGUCUGCUCAAGAGGCUUCCUCAAAGCAAAUCCUUGAGGAAGAGAUCAAGCAGAGGGUUCAAGAGUUGAAAGCUCAGCUGCUUGAUCUCAGAGAAGACCACAAGGUCCUGGAGGAUGAGUGGCACAAGCUGGAUGAGUCAUGGAAGGCUGACAAACAGCAGAUGAUGGAACUGCUGCAGGAGGAGAAGAAGAGGUACUACCAUCUCGAAGUGCAGGUGAAUGAUGUGAUACAGAUAAAUCUCAAUGAGAUCACCAACCUCAAACAUGACCUGGCAUGCACGGAGGAGAAAAUGGUCUAUCAGUCUUAUGAGAGGUCCCGGGACAUCUGGGAGGUGCUGGACUCCUACCAGACCCGGCUGGCCAAACUCGAAAUGCAGCAGCAAACCCAGCAACAGGAGGCAAUGGAGCUACCCCAGGCCAGUGUGUAUAAACUUUAUGGACAGCUCAUAAACCUGCUGCUGACCAUUGCCACCAUUCUCUUGGUGUGUGUUUCUACUAUUUCAGCCUGUUCCCUUCCUCUCCUGCGCACUCGCUGGCGUGCCCUGGCCACUCUGCUUGUGAUUGUCAUCAUAAGCGCUGCCUGGAAGUACUUGCCCGUCAUUCGUCAACAGGAAUGGAGAACAUGGCUUCCCUCUGCCUGGUAGACAGAGAACAAAAUGGCACACAAAUUUCCUUAUCCAUCCUGAUGCUCUCCAACGCUCCCUACUCUCAAUGCUUAUUUAACUACUUGUUUGUUUGUUUAUUUAUUAAUUAAAAAUUAAGAGCCUA
Podarcis raffonei (Aeolian wall lizard) is the source of this 1974-nucleotide messenger RNA. It is a transcript of the gene TEX28, whose product is annotated as testis expressed 28. Bases 603 to 1850 code for a protein of 415 amino acids. Gene Ontology annotation, cellular component: endomembrane system. Lineage: Eukaryota; Metazoa; Chordata; Lepidosauria; Squamata; Lacertidae. The record is from RefSeq and is a predicted model, not a curated record. The transcript is spliced from 7 exons.